Molecule: messenger RNA, 483 nt
Organism: Cornus florida
Lineage: Eukaryota; Viridiplantae; Streptophyta; Magnoliopsida; Cornales; Cornaceae
Product: DNA repair protein XRCC2 homolog
Exons: 4
Coding region: 1-387 (128 amino acids)
Biological process (GO): double-strand break repair via homologous recombination
Cellular component (GO): Rad51B-Rad51C-Rad51D-XRCC2 complex; replication fork
Source: RefSeq, a predicted model, not a curated record
AUGCGUAGGAAAAGCUUCUCUUUUCAAAAUGUGUCAGAAACUGUUGUUCAAGAGAUCCGAAAGCUUCUGCUGGUGAAUCCCAUGCUUGUUUUAGCUACAAAAGCGGCUAAUUUAGGUGACAAAUAUUCAACAAAGGAAGUUAACAGGUAUUCAAGAAAAUGGCCUUCACAAAAUGUCUCAAAUUCGAGAACUAUAAGAAGUGAUCCUGAAAAACUGUCGUGUCGUGAAUAUAUGCCUGCUGUCUGGCAGUCCUUUGUUACACACAGAAUACUUGUGCGAGCUUCAGAUGAUGGUGGUAGUAGUAAUCAAAACCACCCUAUCUAUUUAUCAGAAUGGUUGUUGCCGCCACUAAGUUUGGUUAAUAAAUUUAUAAUUCGAGAUGUAUAAUUCGAGGGUCUCUGAUAGGUAAAGGAGGUCGGAACUUAUCUUUAUUUUCUUGGUACAGCCUUACCAGUGUGACUUUCAGCGGAGUAAUCAGCCUUG